AUGGAAUAUUCAUCUCCAAACACGUCCGGUACAGCUUCAGAUCCAGAGAAUAUUGAUUCAUGGAAAGGCGGUGUUCCAGGAUGUGCUCGAUGUGGUAACAUUAUAUACGACAAAUCUUUAUUACGUAUCCAUGACAAAGUUUGGCACCCGUCAUGUCUACAAUGUUCUAUGUGUGACAAACCACUAGGAAACAUUUGCUAUGGCAACGGUAGUAAUUUGUUGUGUUAUGAAGAUUAUGUAAGAUCACAGCCGUUCCGGUGUUCUAGCUGUAAAGUGGUUCUGUCCGAUAACGAGUAUGUACAGAGAGUUCAGAAAAACGUCUAUCAUCAGACGUGUUUCAAGUGUACCGUCUGCUAUCGUCCAUUACAGACGGGAGAACAAUUUUACCUUUCAGACGACAACAAACUGGUAUGUGGUGAUGAUUACCGAACCUUGCGGAUGAACGAUUCGCAAGACGAUAGUGAUUCAGAAUGUUCUACCGGAAGUGGUAAACGACACAGAACCAGCAUAAGUCCUCAACAGUUACAAUGCUUGACAAAAGCUUACAACAAAAAUCCAAAACCAUCCCGUGAAGCGCGAAGACGAUUGAGCAGAGAUUUGCGUCUAGACUAUAGAGUAAUACAAGUGUGGUUCCAAAAUAAAAGAGCAAAGGACAAAAAGUCAUCACCUCAUAUUCAUGCAAUAGAAACAAGUUACGAGGAACCAGAAGUCCAAAACAGAAGAUUUUCACAAGAUAUUUCUAGAAUCCCAUCGCAGCCAGUUUUUCACGAACGUUUGUAUAACCAAUCUACAAGACAAAUGAAUAGCAAUGAUUGGCUAACGACAGUUCUGGCACAUGAUAGUGUCCCUCCAAAUAUCGACCUGUCUCCCGUGGAUAUUAUAAAUGGCGAGAUUUUACACAAACGUAGAACUGAGGCCGACAUAGACAAUAGCCAUUCGUCUGACCCCAGGUCUAGAAUCAGCUGCAAAUGGCAAAACAUUGGUUAAUAGC
Mytilus californianus (California mussel) is the source of this 991-nucleotide messenger RNA. RefSeq names its product LIM/homeobox protein Lhx3-like. The record is from RefSeq and is a predicted model, not a curated record. Gene Ontology annotation, cellular component: nucleus. Gene Ontology annotation, molecular function: RNA polymerase II transcription regulatory region sequence-specific DNA binding; DNA-binding transcription factor activity, RNA polymerase II-specific. The transcript has 5 exons. Bases 1 to 987 code for a protein of 328 amino acids. Lineage: Eukaryota; Metazoa; Mollusca; Bivalvia; Mytilida; Mytilidae. Gene Ontology annotation, biological process: neuron differentiation; regulation of transcription by RNA polymerase II.